Molecule: messenger RNA, 771 nt
Organism: Paramecium pentaurelia
Lineage: Eukaryota; Ciliophora; Oligohymenophorea; Peniculida; Parameciidae
Source: the annotation of a GenBank genome assembly
AUGGAUGAGGACAGACCAAAAACAUCUUCAUUUUCAUUCUCCAGAUUUGGUCGGAGAUUAGAUUAAAGAAAAACAACUGGAACUAGAUUCUAUCCAUAAAAUGUUGUUGCAGUUCCACCAAUUAAAUUGGAAAAAAAAAUAACUUAAAAAGGGGAUUGGUUAUUCAGAAGAAUAGAUAGAUCAUAAGGAUCCAUCUAUUCUUAAUAAUAAUAAGUAACUUAAGCAGAAAGAGAUUACAAGCCUCAUUUUGAUAUUAUAGAAAAACAUAUUCCAACAAUAAGUUUUGAAAAGCAAACAAAAAGAAGAUCUAUGAGUUUGUCAAAUAAUUAAUAGGAUAUUUCAAAUGUUAAGAUACCUCCUCCAAAAGUGAAGAUGAUGAUUCCAUUUGAAAAAUAAGAAGGAAGAAAGGAUAUGUAAAGAAAUACAGUUGAUAAAUUUUAUUAACCAAUGGAUCAAUAGAAAAAUAACAAUGCUCAUUCUUUUGAAUCAUAUUCAGCAAGAAAACCAUUAGUAGAAAAGGAUGCAAUGCCAGAUUAUGAGAUUUAAAAGAGUUUUAACUACGUAAAAUCAAGAAGAUAAACAGCAGUUGAUUUUGGUAAGUCAUCUUAAUAAAAGGAACAUUUACCUAUAACAUGUUUAUUAGAUUAUGAUGUUAAAUUAAGCCAAAAAAUAAGAACAAUCUUAUUUAAUAAGUAGAUUCCCAGAGAGAAAAAAGCUUAGAAUGAAAUGUUCAUUAAAUUAUUUCAACGGUUACAAGCCAAAGUUAAUUGA